CCUACCCCUCUUUGUUUCUUGUAUUGUAUCCCUUCACUUUGAAGACAGAGAUAUUUACAAAUAUAAUAUAAGGUUGUAAUUUGUAACUAAAUAAAAUGGUCAAGAUAUGUGGAAUUGGAGCUGGAUACAUAGGGGGUCCUACAAUGGCUGUUUUUGCCCUCAAAUGCCCCUCAAUUGAAGUGGCUGUGGUUGACAUCUCUCACUCUCGCAUAUCAGCUUGGAAUAGCAAGAAACUCCCCAUUUAUGAGCCUGGCCUAGAAGAAGUGGUAAAUCAGUGUAGAGGAAAGAAUCUCCUCUUCAGCACAGAUGUGGAAAAGCAUGUGUAUGAGGCAGACAUAGUUUUUAUUUCAGUGAACACCCCAACAAAAACUAGAGGGCUUGGAGCUGGCAAAGCCGCAGACUUGACUUAUUGGGAGAGUGCAGCUAGGAUGAUAGCUGAUGUUUCCAAGUCAAACAAGAUUGUUGUUGAGAAAUCUACUGUCCCAGUUAGAACAGCUGAGGCAGUUGAGAAAAUUCUAAUCCACAAUAGCAAAGGCAUCAAGUAUCAAAUUCUGUCAAAUCCUGAGUUUCUUUCUGAGGGAACUGCCAUUCAGGACCUUCUAAAUCCUGAUAGGGUUCUGAUUGGAGGGAACCAAGGCCCUGAAGGUCAAGAGGCAAUCCAAAAAUUGAAGGAUAUAUAUGCUCAUUGGGUGCCUGAAGAUAGAAUUAUAACAACCAAUCUCUGGUCAGCAGAACUCUCUAAGUUAGCUGACAAUGCCUUCUUGGCACAAAGGAUUUCAUCUAUCAAUGCUAUGUCAGCUCUAUGUGAGGUCACUGGGGCAGAAGUUUCACAGGUUUCUCAUGCACUCAGCAAAAACACCAAAAUUGGGCCCAAAUUCCUAAAUGCUAGUGUUGGUUUUGGUGGCUCUUGCUUUCAAAAAGACAUACUCAACUUGGUCUACAUCUGUGAGAGUAAUGGCCUCAUUGAAGUGGCAAAUUACUGGAAAGGAGUAAUUAAGGUGAAUGACUACCAAAAGAGUCGGUUUGUGAACAGGGUUGUAACCUCAAUGUUCAAUACAGUUUCAGGUAAGAAGAUUGCAAUUCUGGGGUUUGCCUUCAAGAAAAACACUAGUGACACUAGGAAAACUCCUGCAAUUGAUGUUUGCAAAGGUCUUUUGGGAGAUAAUGCAUGCUUGAGCAUAUAUGAUCCCCAGGUUACUGAGGACCAGAUUCAAGAAGAUUUGUCACUGAAUAAAGUUGAAUUGGACCAUCCAAUCCACCUGCAGCCACAGCCAGUGAGUUUCACAAGUUUGAAACAGGUUAAUAUUGUUGGGGAUGCCUAUGAAGCAACUAAAGAUGCUCAUGGGAUCUGCAUUCUUACAGAGUGGGAUGAGUUCAAGACAAUUGAUUAUCAAAGAAUAUUUGAUAAUAUGCAGAAACCAGCAUUUGUUUUUGAUGGUAGAAACAUAUUGAAUGUUGACAAGAUGAGGGAAAUUGGAUUCAUUGUGUACUCAAUUGGGAGGCCAUUAGAUCAGUGGCAGAAGAACAUGCCUCAGCAGGCAUGAUGGGGUAUAUUCUCUCAAGGGAACAAAUGCUGAAGAAUAUGAAAUAAGCAGGACAAUUUUUUCCUUUGUGAAAUUUCACCCCUCUAUGUUUAAGGAUUUGUAGAGUUUCAUUGCCCCCAACACUAUGAUGUGAUUUGAUGUGUUUUCCUAAUAUAAUACGUAGGUAUGAAAAUUGCAUUCUUCAGUGUUAGAAAAUUAUUCGGGUAAGCUCGGGCAUUAAUUGUUGCUG
Messenger RNA from Gastrolobium bilobum, 1773 nucleotides. RefSeq names its product UDP-glucose 6-dehydrogenase 1-like. Gene Ontology annotation, cellular component: cytosol; nucleus. Bases 96 to 1544 code for a protein of 482 amino acids. The record is from RefSeq and is a predicted model, not a curated record. Gene Ontology annotation, molecular function: NAD binding; UDP-glucose 6-dehydrogenase activity. NCBI's taxonomy places the organism in Eukaryota, Viridiplantae, Streptophyta, Magnoliopsida, Fabales, Fabaceae. Gene Ontology annotation, biological process: glycosaminoglycan biosynthetic process. The transcript has 2 exons.